AUGAAAAACGGGAAGGCUGUUCCUUCCACCUGCAAACCGAAAAUUCCGCAGGAUGUAGAAAAUGUACAAAUUGGACUUGUCAAACAAAAUCCUGGCUCAAGUUCUUGCAAGAAGAACAAGUCUUUCAAAUUAAUAAAGAAGCAGAGAGCGUGGCAGGUGGAAGUAAGCAAGGGAUGUCGCGGAGUUUUCAAAGUCACUUAUCAAGAGAAGUUCUGCAACCUGAAAUGCGGCGCCAAUGCCUUUCCGAAAAGGAGAGGCCGCAAAUGUCGGUGUAAGAAAGGCUAUCGCGGAAACCCAAAGACAGGCUGCACAGCUGCCUGCGUGUGUCGUGCAUCCGGAGACCCACAUUACAAAACGUACGACGGGUCGAAAAUUCACUUCAUGGGCGUUUGCAAGUACACGCUGACCAAAACGACCGAGAAGACUCCAUGUGCUUUCAACAUCAUGGUAUCAAAUGAAAGGCGAAACAAUAAAAAGAAAGUGUCCUAUACAAAGCAAGUUGACGUCGAGAUCGGUGGAAGCUACGUGGUGUUGUUCAAAGGCAGAAAAACUGAGGUGAAUGGUACAGGGAUAGAUGUGAGCAAAUCACGCUUCGAGAAAGGUGGUAUUUUACUGACAACAGUUGGACGUCGUUUUGUUAAGCUUAAGUCAGCUUCGUGCGGAGUGACAGUUCUUUGGGAUGGCAAACACUCCGUGGAGGUAACUGCUGAUAGGAGCAAAUACGGCGGAAAGUUGACUGGAAUCUGUGGAGACUGCAACGGAAAGCGGGACGAUUUCCGACUGGCCAACGGAACUAGUGUUUCUCGUUUAAAAGCCAAGGACAAAUACAGAGAGAUCGGGGACAGCUAUCGUGUGGUUGACGCCCAGAAUCCUUUAUCAGCGUGCGGUCCAACACCGGCGUUUUCCAGCUGCACAAAGACGCAGACUGCAAAAUAUAGCAAAACUGAAGCUUGUGGUCUGAUGUCGGACACUUCGGAUCAAAACCCGUUCGGGAAAUGCGUAGAAUGGAUGAAAAAGUCAGAGGAGCCGGACGGAAUCAAUCCGUUCUCAUCAUGUCUCAUUGAUGCCUGCAACAAUGACGGACCUGCACUCAAGAAGAUUGUGUGCUCAGCGCUCGAAGAAUUUGAGGAGCAAUGUGUAGAAAAUGGAUAUGCGCCGCCAGAGAAGAAUGAUUGGAGAAAUAUCACCUCAUGCUCGUUACCCGAGUCUCAAAAGUGCCAAGAAAACGAGGAGUACGUGGAAGAUGGAAGUGGAUGUCCUAACACUUGUCAGUCGCCGAAAUCAGAAGAUACCUGCACCGAUGUCGAUAUCGCCGGUUGCCAAUGCAAGAAAGGUUACGUCAGAGAGGGAGAUAAGUGUGUGCCGUACAGCGAGUGUGGAUGCAUGAUGCAAGGUCGCUAUUAUCCACAAGGAACCUCCAUUCUCUCCAAGAACUGCAAUGUAAAAAUGUCCUGCAAGUUGGUGGGCGGGACACCUGUAGCUGUCAAGGUCGGAAACAGUUGUGGCAAAGGAGAGACAUGCAAAUCCACCAAAGGAAUAGGAAGUUGUCGGAGGAAAGUCUGCAACCUGAAAUGCGGUGCCAAUGCCUUUCCGAAAAGGAGAGGCCGCAAAUGUCGGUGUAAGAAAGGCUAUCGCGGAAACCCAAAGACAGGCUGCACAGCUGCCUGCGUGUGUCGUGCAUCCGGAGACCCACAUUACAAAACGUACGACGGGUCGAAAAUUCACUUCAUGGGCGUUUGCAAGUACACGCUGACCAAAACGACCGAGAAGACUCCAUGUGCUUUCAACAUCAUGGUAUCAAAUGAAAGGCGAAACAAUAAAAAGAAAGUGUCCUAUACAAAGCAAGUUGACGUCGAGCUCGGUGGAAGCUACGUGGUGUUGUUCAAAGGCAGAAAAACUGAGGUGAAUGGUACAGGGAUAGAUGUGAGCAAAUCACGCUUCGAGAAAGGUGGUAUUUUACUGACAACAGUUGGACGUCGUUUUGUUAAGCUUAAGUCAGCUUCGUGCGGAGUGACAGUUCUUUGGGAUGGCAAACACUCCGUGGAGGUAACUGCUGAUAGGAGCAAAUACGGCGGAAAGUUGACUGGAAUCUGUGGAGACUGCAACGGAAAGCGGGACGAUUUCCGACUGGCCAACGGAACUAGUGUUUCUCGUUUAAAAGCCAAGGACAAAUACAGAGAGAUCGGGGACAGCUAUCGUGUGGUUGACGCCCAGAAUCCUUUAUCAGCGUGCGGUCCAACACCGGCGUUUUCCAGCUGCACAAAGACGCAGACUGCAAAAUAUAGCAAACCUGAAGCUUGUGGUCUGAUGUCGGACACUUCGGAUCAAAACCCGUUCGGGAAAUGCGUAGAAUGGAUGAAAAAGUCAGAGGAGCCGGACGGAAUCAAUCCGUUCUCAUCAUGUCUCAUUGAUGCCUGCAACAAUGACGGACCUGCACUCAAGAAGAUUGUGUGCUCAGCGCUCGAAGAAUUUGAGGAGCAAUGUGUAGAAAAUGGAUAUGCGCCGCCAGAGAAGAAUGAUUGGAGAAAUAUCACCUCAUGCUCGUUACCCGAGUCUCAAAAGUGCCAAGAAAACGAGGAGUACGUGGAAGAUGGAAGUGGAUGUCCUAACACUUGUCAGUCGCCGAAAUCAGAAGAUACCUGCACCGAUGUCGAUAUCGCCGGUUGCCAAUGCAAGAAAGGUUACGUCAGAGAGGGAGAUAAGUGUGUGCCGUACAGCGAGUGUGGAUGCAUGAUGCAAGGUCGCUAUUAUCCACAAGGAACCUCCAUUCUCUCCAAGAACUGCAAUGUAAAAAUGUCCUGCAAGUUGGUGGGCGGGACACCUGUAGCUGUCAAGGUCGGAAACAGUUGUGGCAGAGGAGAGACAUGCAAAUCCACCAAAGGAAUAGGAAGUUGUCGGAGGAAAGUCUGCAACCUGAAAUGCGGUGCCAAUGCCUUUCCGAAAAGGAGAGGCCGCAAAUGUAGGUGUAAGAAAGGCUAUCGCGGAAACCCAAAGACAGGCUGCACAGCUGCCUGCGUGUGUCGUGCAUCCGGAGACCCACAUUACAAAACGUACGACGGGUCGAAAAUUCACUUCAUGGGCGUUUGCAAGUACACGCUGACCAAAACGACCGAGAAGACUCCAUGUGCUUUCAACAUCAUGGUAUCAAAUGAAAGGCGAAACAAUAAAAAGAAAGUGUCCUAUACAAAGCAAGUUGACGUCGAGAUCGGUGGAAGCUACGUGGUGUUGUUCAAAGGCAGAAAAACUGAGGUGAAUGGUACAGGGAUAGAUGUGAGCAAAUCACGCUUCGAGAAAGGUGGUAUUUUACUGACAACAGUUGGACGUCGUUUUGUUAAGCUUAAGUCAGCUUCGUGCGGAGUGACAGUUCUUUGGGAUGGCAAACACUCCGUGGAGGUAACUGCUGAUAGGAGCAAAUACGGCGGAAAGUUGACUGGAAUCUGUGGAGACUGCAACGGAAAGCGGGACGAUUUCCGACUGGCCAACGGAACUAGUGUUUCUCGUUUAAAAGCCAAGGACAAAUACAGAGAGAUCGGGGACAGCUAUCGUGUGGUUGACGCCCAGAAUCCUUUAUCAGCGUGCGGUCCAACACCGGCGUUUUCCAGCUGCACAAAGACGCAGACUGCAAAAUAUAGCAAACCUGAAGCUUGUGGUCUGAUGUCGGACACUUCGGAUCAAAACCCGUUCGGGAAAUGCGUAGAAUGGAUGAAAAAGUCAGAGGAGCCGGACGGAAUCAAUCCGUUCUCAUCAUGUCUCAUUGAUGCCUGCAACAAUGACGGACCUGCACUCAAGAAGAUUGUGUGCUCAGCGCUCGAAGAAUUUGAGGAGCAAUGUGUAGAAAAUGGAUAUGCGCCGCCAGAGAAGAAUGAUUGGAGAAAUAUCACCUCAUGCUCGUUACCCGAGUCUCAAAAGUGCCAAGAAAACGAGGAGUACGUGGAAGAUGGAAGUGGAUGUCCUAACACUUGUCAGUCGCCGAAAUCAGAAGAUACCUGCACCGAUGUCGAUAUCGCCGGUUGCCAAUGCAAGAAAGGUUACGUCAGAGAGGGAGAUAAGUGUGUGCCGUACAGCGAGUGUGGAUGCAUGAUGCAAGGUCGCUAUUAUCCACAAGGAACCUCCAUUCUCUCCAAGAACUGCAAUGUAAAAAUGUCCUGCAAGUUGGUGGGCGGGACACCUGUAGCUGUCAAGGUCGGAAACAGUUGUGGCAAAGGAGAGACAUGCAAAUCCACCAAAGGAAUAGGAAGUUGUCGGAGGAAAGUUGUAGAAAAAUGCCAAAGAAAGCAAAGGCAAAUAUCCUGUGCCAGCAGAAUCAAAAACGGGAAGGCUGUUCCUUCCACCUGCAAACCGAAUAUUCCGCAGGAUGUAGAAAAUGUACAAAUUGGACUUGUCAAACAAAAUCCUGGCUCAAGUUCUUGCAAGAAGAACAAGUCUUUCAAAUUAAUAAAGAAGCAGAGAGCGUGGCAGGUGGAAGUAAGCAAGGGAUGUCGCGGAGUUUUCAAAGUCACUUAUCAAGAGAAGUUCUGCAACCUGAAAUGCGGUGCCAAUGCCUUUCCGAAAAGGAGAGGCCGCAAAUGUAGGUGUAAGAAAGGCUAUCGCGGAAACCCAAAGACAGGCUGCACAGCUGCCUGCGUGUGUCGUGCAUCCGGAGACCCACAUUACAAAACGUACGACGGGUCGAAAAUUCACUUCAUGGGCGUUUGCAAGUACACGCUGACCAAAACGACCGAGAAGACUCCAUGUGCUUUCAACAUCAUGGUAUCAAAUGAAAGGCGAAACAAUAAAAAGAAAGUGUCCUAUACAAAGCAAGUUGACGUCGAGAUCGGUGGAAGCUACGUGGUGUUGUUCAAAGGCAGAAAAACUGAGGUGAAUGGUACAGGGAUAGAUGUGAGCAAAUCACGCUUCGAGAAAGGUGGUAUUUUACUGACAACAGUUGGACGUCGUUUUGUUAAGCUUAAGUCAGCUUCGUGCGGAGUGACAGUUCUUUGGGAUGGCAAACACUCCGUGGAGGUAACUGCUGAUAGGAGCAAAUACGGCGGAAAGUUGACUGGAAUCUGUGGAGACUGCAACGGAAAGCGGGACGAUUUCCGACUGGCCAACGGAACUAGUGUUUCUCGUUUAAAAGCCAAGGACAAAUACAGAGAGAUCGGGGACAGCUAUCGUGUGGUUGACGCCCAGAAUCCUUUAUCAGCGUGCGGUCCAACACCGGCGUUUUCCAGCUGCACAAAGACGCAGACUGCAAAAUAUAGCAAACCUGAAGCUUGUGGUCUGAUGUCGGACACUUCGGAUCAAAACCCGUUCGGGAAAUGCGUAGAAUGGAUGAAAAAGUCAGAGGAGCCGGACGGAAUCAAUCCGUUCUCAUCAUGUCUCAUUGAUGCCUGCAACAAUGACGGACCUGCACUCAAGAAGAUUGUGUGCUCAGCGCUCGAAGAAUUUGAGGAGCAAUGUGUAGAAAAUGGAUAUGCGCCGCCAGAGAAGAAUGAUUGGAGAAAUAUCACCUCAUGCUCGUUACCCGAGUCUCAAAAGUGCCAAGAAAACGAGGAGUACGUGGAAGAUGGAAGUGGAUGUCCUAACACUUGUCAGUCGCCGAAAUCAGAAGAUACCUGCACCGAUGUCGAUAUCGCCGGUUGCCAAUGCAAGAAAGGUUACGUCAGAGAGGGAGAUAAGUGUGUGCCGUACAGCGAGUGUGGAUGCAUGAUGCAAGGUCGCUAUUAUCCACAAGGAACCUCCAUUCUCUCCAAGAACUGCAAUGUAAAAAUGUCCUGCAAGUUGGUGGGCGGGACACCUGUAGCUGUCAAGGUCGGAAACAGUUGUGGCAAAGGAGAGACAUGCAAAUCCACCAAAGGAAUAGGAAGUUGUCGGAGGAAAGUCUGCAACCUGAAAUGCGGUGCCAAUGCCUUUCCGAAAAGGAGAGGCCGCAAAUGUCGGUGUAAGAAAGGCUAUCGCGGAAACCCAAAGACAGGCUGCACAGCUGCCUGCGUGUGUCGUGCAUCCGGAGACCCACAUUACAAAACGUACGACGGGUCGAAAAUUCACUUCAUGGGCGUUUGCAAGUACACGCUGACCAAAACGACCGAGAAGACUCCAUGUGCUUUCAACAUCAUGGUAUCAAAUGAAAGGCGAAACAAUAAAAAGAAAGUGUCCUAUACAAAGCAAGUUGACGUCGAGCUCGGUGGAAGCUACGUGGUGUUGUUCAAAGGCAGAAAAACUGAGGUGAAUGGUACAGGGAUAGAUGUGAGCAAAUCACGCUUCGAGAAAGGUGGUAUUUUACUGACAACAGUUGGACGUCGUUUUGUUAAGCUUAAGUCAGCUUCGUGCGGAGUGACAGUUCUUUGGGAUGGCAAACACUCCGUGGAGGUAACUGCUGAUAGGAGCAAAUACGGCGGAAAGUUGACUGGAAUCUGUGGAGACUGCAACGGAAAGCGGGACGAUUUCCGACUGGCCAACGGAACUAGUGUUUCUCGUUUAAAAGCCAAGGACAAAUACAGAGAGAUCGGGGACAGCUAUCGUGUGGUUGACGCCCAGAAUCCUUUAUCAGCGUGCGGUCCAACACCGGCGUUUUCCAGCUGCACAAAGACGCAGACUGCAAAAUAUAGCAAACCUGAAGCUUGUGGUCUGAUGUCGGACACUUCGGAUCAAAACCCGUACGGGAAAUGCGUAGAAUGGAUGAAAAAGUCAGAGGAGCCGGACGGAAUCAAUCCGUUCUCAUCAUGUCUCAUUGAUGCCUGCAACAAUGACGGACCUGCACUCAAGAAGAUUGUGUGCUCAGCGCUCGAAGAAUUUGAGGAGCAAUGUGUAGAAAAUGGAUAUGCGCCGCCAGAGAAGAAUGAUUGGAGAAAUAUCACCUCAUGCUCGUUACCCGAGUCUCAAAAGUGCCAAGAAAACGAGGAGUACGUGGAAGAUGGAAGUGGAUGUCCUAACACUUGUCAGUCGCCGAAAUCAGAAGAUACCUGCACCGAUGUCGAUAUCGCCGGUUGCCAAUGCAAGAAAGGUUACGUCAGAGAGGGAGAUAAGUGUGUGCCGUACAGCGAGUGUGGAUGCAUGAUGCAAGGUCGCUAUUAUCCACAAGGAACCUCCAUUCUCUCCAAGAACUGCAAUGUAAAAAUGUCCUGCAAGUUGGUGGGCGGGACACCUGUAGCUGUCAAGGUCGAAAACAGUUGUGGCAAAGGAGAGACAUGCAAAUCCACCAAAGGAAUAGGAAGUUGUCGGAGGAAAGUCUGCAACCUGAAAUGCGGUGCCAAUGCCUUUCCGAAAAGGAGAGGCCGCAAAUGUCGGUGUAAGAAAGGCUAUCGCGGAAACCCAAAGACAGGCUGCACAGCUGCCUGCGUGUGUCGUGCAUCCGGAGACCCACAUUACAAAACGUACGACGGGUCGAAAAUUCACUUCAUGGGCGUUUGCAAGUACACGCUGACCAAAACGACCGAGAAGACUCCAUGUGCUUUCAACAUCAUGGUAUCAAAUGAAAGGCGAAACAAUAAAAAGAAAGUGUCCUAUACAAAGCAAGUUGACGUCGAGCUCGGUGGAAGCUACGUGGUGUUGUUCAAAGGCAGAAAAACUGAGGUGAAUGGUACAGGGAUAGAUGUGAGCAAAUCACGCUUCGAGAAAGGUGGUAUUUUACUGACAACAGUUGGACGUCGUUUUGUUAAGCUUAAGUCAGCUUCGUGCGGAGUGACAGUUCUUUGGGAUGGCAAACACUCCGUGGAGGUAACUGCUGAUAGGAGCAAAUACGGCGGAAAGUUGACUGGAAUCUGUGGAGACUGCAACGGAAAGCGGGACGAUUUCCGACUGGCCAACGGAACUAGUGUUUCUCGUUUAAAAGCCAAGGACAAAUACAGAGAGAUCGGGGACAGCUAUCGUGUGGUUGACGCCCAGAAUCCUUUAUCAGCGUGCGGUCCAACACCGGCGUUUUCCAGCUGCACAAAGACGCAGACUGCAAAAUAUAGCAAACCUGAAGCUUGUGGUCUGAUGUCGGACACUUCGGAUCAAAACCCGUUCGGGAAAUGCGUAGAAUGGAUGAAAAAGUCAGAGGAGCCGGACGGAAUCAAUCCGUUCUCAUCAUGUCUCAUUGAUGCCUGCAACAAUGACGGACCUGCACUCAAGAAGAUUGUGUGCUCAGCGCUCGAAGAAUUUGAGGAGCAAUGUGUAGAAAAUGGAUAUGCGCCGCCAGAGAAGAAUGAUUGGAGAAAUAUCACCUCAUGCUCGUUACCCGAGUCUCAAAAGUGCCAAGAAAACGAGGAGUACGUGGAAGAUGGAAGUGGAUGUCCUAACACUUGUCAGUCGCCGAAAUCAGAAGAUACCUGCACCGAUGUCGAUAUCGCCGGUUGCCAAUGCAAGAAAGGUUACGUCAGAGAGGGAGAUAAGUGUGUGCCGUACAGCGAGUGUGGAUGCAUGAUGCAAGGUCGCUAUUAUCCACAAGGAACCUCCAUUCUCUCCAAGAACUGCAAUGUAAAAAUGUCCUGCAAGUUGGUGGGCGGGACACCUGUAGCUGUCAAGGUCGGAAACAGUUGUGGCAGAGGAGAGACAUGCAAAUCCACCAAAGGAAUAGGAAGUUGUCGGAGGAAAGUUGUAGAAAAAUGCCAAAGAAAGCAAAGGCAAAUAUCCUGUGCCAGCAGAAUCAAAAACGGGAAGGCUGUUCCUUCCACCUGCAAACCGAAUAUUCCGCAGGAUGUAGAAAAUGUACAAAUUGGACUUGUCAAACAAAAUCCUGGCUCAAGUUCUUGCAAGAAGAACAAGUCUUUCAAAUUAAUAAAGAAGCAGAGAGCGUGGCAGGUGGAAGUAAGCAAGGGAUGUCGCGGAGUUUUCAAAGUCACUUAUCAAGAGAAGUUCUGCAACCUGAAAUGCGGUGCCAAUGCCUUUCCGAAAAGGAGAGGCCGCAAAUGUAGGUGUAAGAAAGGCUAUCGCGGAAACCCAAAGACAGGCUGCACAGCUGCCUGCGUGUGUCGUGCAUCCGGAGACCCACAUUACAAAACGUACGACGGGUCGAAAAUUCACUUCAUGGGCGUUUGCAAGUACACGCUGACCAAAACGACCGAGAAGACUCCAUGUGCUUUCAACAUCAUGGUAUCAAAUGAAAGGCGAAACAAUAAAAAGAAAGUGUCCUAUACAAAGCAAGUUGACGUCGAGAUCGGUGGAAGCUACGUGGUGUUGUUCAAAGGCAGAAAAACUGAGGUGAAUGGUACAGGGAUAGAUGUGAGCAAAUCACGCUUCGAGAAAGGUGGUAUUUUACUGACAACAGUUGGACGUCGUUUUGUUAAGCUUAAGUCAGCUUCGUGCGGAGUGACAGUUCUUUGGGAUGGCAAACACUCCGUGGAGGUAACUGCUGAUAGGAGCAAAUACGGCGGAAAGUUGACUGGAAUCUGUGGAGACUGCAACGGAAAGCGGGACGAUUUCCGACUGGCCAACGGAACUAGUGUUUCUCGUUUAAAAGCCAAGGACAAAUACAGAGAGAUCGGGGACAGCUAUCGUGUGGUUGACGCCCAGAAUCCUUUAUCAGCGUGCGGUCCAACACCGGCGUUUUCCAGCUGCACAAAGACGCAGACUGCAAAAUAUAGCAAACCUGAAGCUUGUGGUCUGAUGUCGGACACUUCGGAUCAAAACCCGUUCGGGAAAUGCGUAGAAUGGAUGAAAAAGUCAGAGGAGCCGGACGGAAUCAAUCCGUUCUCAUCAUGUCUCAUUGAUGCCUGCAACAAUGACGGACCUGCACUCAAGAAGAUUGUGUGCUCAGCGCUCGAAGAAUUUGAGGAGCAAUGUGUAGAAAAUGGAUAUGCGCCGCCAGAGAAGAAUGAUUGGAGAAAUAUCACCUCAUGCUCGUUACCCGAGUCUCAAAAGUGCCAAGAAAACGAGGAGUACGUGGAAGAUGGAAGUGGAUGUCCUAACACUUGUCAGUCGCCGAAAUCAGAAGAUACCUGCACCGAUGUCGAUAUCGCCGGUUGCCAAUGCAAGAAAGGUUACGUCAGAGAGGGAGAUAAGUGUGUGCCGUACAGCGAGUGUGGAUGCAUGAUGCAAGGUCGCUAUUAUCCACAAGGAACCUCCAUUCUCUCCAAGAACUGCAAUGUAAAAAUGUCCUGCAAGUUGGUGGGCGGGACACCUGUAGCUGUCAAGGUCGGAAACAGUUGUGGCAGAGGAGAGACAUGCAAAUCCACCAAAGGAAUAGGAAGUUGUCGGAGGAAAGUCUGCAACCUGAAAUGCGGUGCCAAUGCCUUUCCGAAAAGGAGAGGCCGCAAAUGUAGGUGUAAGAAAGGCUAUCGCGGAAACCCAAAGACAGGCUGCACAGCUGCCUGCGUGUGUCGUGCAUCCGGAGACCCACAUUACAAAACGUACGACGGGUCGAAAAUUCACUUCAUGGGCGUUUGCAAGUACACGCUGACCAAAACGACCGAGAAGACUCCAUGUGCUUUCAACAUCAUGGUAUCAAAUGAAAGGCGAAACAAUAAAAAGAAAGUGUCCUAUACAAAGCAAGUUGACGUCGAGAUCGGUGGAAGCUACGUGGUGUUGUUCAAAGGCAGAAAAACUGAGGUGAAUGGUACAGGGAUAGAUGUGAGCAAAUCACGCUUCGAGAAAGGUGGUAUUUUACUGACAACAGUUGGACGUCGUUUUGUUAAGCUUAAGUCAGCUUCGUGCGGAGUGACAGUUCUUUGGGAUGGCAAACACUCCGUGGAGGUAACUGCUGAUAGGAGCAAAUACGGCGGAAAGUUGACUGGAAUCUGUGGAGACUGCAACGGAAAGCGGGACGAUUUCCGACUGGCCAACGGAACUAGUGUUUCUCGUUUAAAAGCCAAGGACAAAUACAGAGAGAUCGGGGACAGCUAUCGUGUGGUUGACGCCCAGAAUCCUUUAUCAGCGUGCGGUCCAACACCGGCGUUUUCCAGCUGCACAAAGACGCAGACUGCAAAAUAUAGUAAAACUGAAGCUUGUGGUCUGAUGUCGGACACUUCGGAUCAAAACCCGUUCGGGAAAUGCGUAGAAUGGAUGAAAAAGUCAGAGGAGCCGGACGGAAUCAAUCCGUUCUCAUCAUGUCUCAUUGAUGCCUGCAACAAUGACGGACCUGCACUCAAGAAGAUUAUGUGCUCAGCGCUCGAAGAAUUUGAGGAGCAAUGUGUAGAAAAUGGAUAUGCGCCGCCAGAGAAGAAUGAUUGGAGAAAUAUCACCUCAUGCUCGUUACCCGAGUCUCAAAAGUGCCAAGAAAACGAGGAGUACGUGGAAGAUGGAAGUGGAUGUCCUAACACUUGUCAGUCGCCGAAAUCAGAAGAUACCUGCACCGAUGUCGAUAUCGCCGGUUGCCAAUGCAAGAAAGGUUACGUCAGAGAGGGAGAUAAGUGUGUGUCGUACAGCGAGUGUGGAUGCAUGAUGCAAGGUCGCUAUUAUCCACAAGGAACCUCCAUUCUCUCCAAGAACUGCAAUGUAAAAAUGUCCUGCAAGUUGGUGGGCGGGACACCUGUAGCUGUCAAGGUCGGAAACAGUUGUGGCAGAGGAGAGACAUGCAAAUCCACCAAAGGAAUAGGCAGUUGUCGGAGGAAAGUCUGCAACCUGAAAUGCGGUGCCAAUGCCUUUCCGAAAAGGAGAGGCCGCAAAUGUAGGUGUAAGAAAGGCUAUCGCGGAAACCCAAAGACAGGCUGCACAGCUGCCUGCGUGUGUCGUGCAUCCGGAGACCCACAUUACAAAACGUACGACGGGUCGAAAAUUCACUUCAUGGGCGUUUGCAAGUACACGCUGACCAAAACGACCGAGAAGACUCCAUGUGCUUUCAACAUCAUGGUAUCAAAUGAAAGGCGAAACAAUAAAAAGAAAGUGUCCUAUACAAAGCAAGUUGACGUCGAGAUCGGUGGAAGCUACGUGGUGUUGUUCAAAGGCAGAAAAACUGAGGUGAAUGGUACAGGGAUAGAUGUGAGCAAAUCACGCUUCGAGAAAGGUGGUAUUUUACUGACAACAGUUGGACGUCGUUUUGUUAAGCUUAAGUCAGCUUCGUGCGGAGUGACAGUUCUUUGGGAUGGCAAACACUCCGUGGAGGUAACUGCUGAUAGGAGCAAAUACGGCGGAAAGUUGACUGGAAUCUGUGGAGACUGCAACGGAAAGCGGGACGAUUUCCGACUGGCCAACGGAACUAGUGUUUCUCGUUUAAAAGCCAAGGACAAAUACAGAGAGAUCGGGGACAGCUAUCGUGUGGUUGACGCCCAGAAUCCUUUAUCAGCGUGCGGUCCAACACCGGCGUUUUCCAGCUGCACAAAGACGCAGACUGCAAAAUAUAGCAAACCUGAAGCUUGUGGUCUGAUGUCGGACACUUCGGAUCAAAACCCGUUCGGGAAAUGCGUAGAAUGGAUGAAAAAGUCAGAGGAGCCGGACGGAAUCAAUCCGUUCUCAUCAUGUCUCAUUGAUGCCUGCAACAAUGACGGACCUGCACUCAAGAAGAUUGUGUGCUCAGCGCUCGAAGAAUUUGAGGAGCAAUGUGUAGAAAAUGGAUAUGCGCCGCCAGAGAAGAAUGAUUGGAGAAAUAUCACCUCAUGCUCGUUACCCGAGUCUCAAAAGUGCCAAGAAAACGAGGAGUACGUGGAAGAUGGAAGUGGAUGUCCUAACACUUGUCAGUCGCCGAAAUCAGAAGAUACCUGCACCGAUGUCGAUAUCGCCGGUUGCCAAUGCAAGAAAGGUUACGUCAGAGAGGGAGAUAAGUGUGUGCCGUACAGCGAGUGUGGAUGCAUGAUGCAAGGUCGCUAUUAUCCACAAGGAACCUCCAUUCUCUCCAAGAACUGCAAUGUAAAAAUGUCCUGCAAGUUGGUGGGCGGGACACCUGUAGCUGUCAAGGUCGGAAACAGUUGUGGCAGAGGAGAGACAUGCAAAUCCACCAAAGGAAUAGGCAGUUGUCGGAGGAAAGUUGUAGAAAAAUGCCAAAGAAAGCAAAGGCAAAUAUCCUGUGCCAGCAGAAUCAAAAACGGGAAGGCUGUUCCUUCCACCUGCAAACCGAAUAUUCCGCAGGAUGUAGAAAAUGUACAAAUUGGACUUGUCAAACAAAAUCCUGGCUCAAGUUCUUGCAAGAAGAACAAGUCUUUCAAAUUAAUAAAGAAGCAGAGAGCGUGGCAGGUGGAAGUAAGCAAGGGAUGUCGCGGAGUUUUCAAAGUCACUUAUCAAGAGAAGUUCUGCAACCUGAAAUGCGGUGCCAAUGCCUUUCCGAAAAGGAGAGGCCGCAAAUGUAGGUGUAAGAAAGGCUAUCGCGGAAACCCAAAGACAGGCUGCACAGCUGCCUGCGUGUGUCGUGCAUCCGGAGACCCACAUUACAAAACGUACGACGGGUCGAAAAUUCACUUCAUGGGCGUUUGCAAGUACACGCUGACCAAAACGACCGAGAAGACUCCAUGUGCUUUCAACAUCAUGGUAUCAAAUGAAAGGCGAAACAAUAAAAAGAAAGUGUCCUAUACAAAGCAAGUUGACGUCGAGAUCGGUGGAAGCUACGUGGUGUUGUUCAAAGGCAGAAAAACUGAGGUGAAUGGUACAGGGAUAGAUGUGAGCAAAUCACGCUUCGAGAAAGGUGGUAUUUUACUGACAACAGUUGGACGUCGUUUUGUUAAGCUUAAGUCAGCUUCGUGCGGAGUGACAGUUCUUUGGGAUGGCAAACACUCCGUGGAGGUAACUGCUGAUAGGAGCAAAUACGGCGGAAAGUUGACUGGAAUCUGUGGAGACUGCAACGGAAAGCGGGACGAUUUCCGACUGGCCAACGGAACUAGUGUUUCUCGUUUAAAAGCCAAGGACAAAUACAGAGAGAUCGGGGACAGCUAUCGUGUGGUUGACGCCCAGAAUCCUUUAUCAGCGUGCGGUCCAACACCGGCGUUUUCCAGCUGCACAAAGACGCAGACUGCAAAAUAUAGCAAACCUGAAGCUUGUGGUCUGAUGUCGGACACUUCGGAUCAAAACCCGUUCGGGAAAUGCGUAGAAUGGAUGAAAAAGUCAGAGGAGCCGGACGGAAUCAAUCCGUUCUCAUCAUGUCUCAUUGAUGCCUGCAACAAUGACGGACCUGCACUCAAGAAGAUUGUGUGCUCAGCGCUCGAAGAAUUUGAGGAGCAAUGUGUAGAAAAUGGAUAUGCGCCGCCAGAGAAGAAUGAUUGGAGAAAUAUCACCUCAUGCUCGUUACCCGAGUCUCAAAAGUGCCAAGAAAACGAGGAGUACGUGGAAGAUGGAAGUGGAUGUCCUAACACUUGUCAGUCGCCGAAAUCAGAAGAUACCUGCACCGAUGUCGAUAUCGCCGGUUGCCAAUGCAAGAAAGGUUACGUCAGAGAGGGAGAUAAGUGUGUGCCGUACAGCGAGUGUGGAUGCAUGAUGCAAGGUCGCUAUUAUCCACAAGGAACCUCCAUUCUCUCCAAGAACUGCAAUGUAAAAAUGUCCUGCAAGUUGGUGGGCGGGACACCUGUAGCUGUCAAGGUCGGAAACAGUUGUGGCAAAGGAGAGACAUGCAAAUCCACCAAAGGAAUAGGCAGUUGUCGGAGGAAAGUCUGCAACCUGAAAUGCGGUGCCAAUGCCUUUCCGAAAAGGAGAGGCCGCAAAUGUAGGUGUAAGAAAGGCUAUCGCGGAAACCCAAAGACAGGCUGCACAGCUGCCUGCGUGUGUCGUGCAUCCGGAGACCCACAUUACAAAACGUACGACGGGUCGAAAAUUCACUUCAUGGGCGUUUGCAAGUACACGCUGACCAAAACGACCGAGAAGACUCCAUGUGCUUUCAACAUCAUGGUAUCAAAUGAAAGGCGAAACAAUAAAAAGAAAGUGUCCUAUACAAAGCAAGUUGACGUCGAGAUCGGUGGAAGCUACGUGGUGUUGUUCAAAGGCAGAAAAACUGAGGUGAAUGGUACAGGGAUAGAUGUGAGCAAAUCACGCUUCGAGAAAGGUGGUAUUUUACUGACAACAGUUGGACGUCGUUUUGUUAAGCUUAAGUCAGCUUCGUGCGGAGUGACAGUUCUUUGGGAUGGCAAACACUCCGUGGAGGUAACUGCUGAUAGGAGCAAAUACGGCGGAAAGUUGACUGGAAUCUGUGGAGACUGCAACGGAAAGCGGGACGAUUUCCGACUGGCCAACGGAACUAGUGUUUCUCGUUUAAAAGCCAAGGACAAAUACAGAGAGAUCGGGGACAGCUAUCGUGUGGUUGACGCCCAGAAUCCUUUAUCAGCGUGCGGUCCAACACCGGCGUUUUCCAGCUGCACAAAGACGCAGACUGCAAAAUAUAGCAAACCUGAAGCUUGUGGUCUGAUGUCGGACACUUCGGAUCAAAACCCGUUCGGGAAAUGCGUAGAAUGGAUGAAAAAGUCAGAGGAGCCGGACGGAAUCAAUCCGUUCUCAUCAUGUCUCAUUGAUGCCUGCAACAAUGACGGACCUGCACUCAAGAAGAUUGUGUGCUCAGCGCUCGAAGAAUUUGAGGAGCAAUGUGUAGAAAAUGGAUAUGCGCCGCCAGAGAAGAAUGAUUGGAGAAAUAUCACCUCAUGCUCGUUACCCGAGUCUCAAAAGUGCCAAGAAAACGAGGAGUACGUGGAAGAUGGAAGUGGAUGUCCUAACACUUGUCAGUCGCCGAAAUCAGAAGAUACCUGCACCGAUGUCGAUAUCGCCGGUUGCCAAUGCAAGAAAGGUUACGUCAGAGAGGGAGAUAAGUGUGUGCCGUACAGCGAGUGUGGAUGCAUGAUGCAAGGUCGCUAUUAUCCACAAGGAACCUCCAUUCUCUCCAAGAACUGCAAUGUAAAAAUGUCCUGCAAGUUGGUGGGCGGGACACCUGUAGCUGUCAAGGUCGGAAACAGUUGUGGCAGAGGAGAGACAUGCAAAUCCACCAAAGGAAUAGGCAGUUGUCGGAGGAAAGUCUGCAACCUGAAAUGCGGUGCCAAUGCCUUUCCGAAAAGGAGAGGCCGCAAAUGUAGGUGUAAGAAAGGCUAUCGCGGAAACCCAAAGACAGGCUGCACAGCUGCCUGCGUGUGUCGUGCAUCCGGAGACCCACAUUACAAAACGUACGACGGGUCGAAAAUUCACUUCAUGGGCGUUUGCAAGUACACGCUGACCAAAACGACCGAGAAGACUCCAUGUGCUUUCAACAUCAUGGUAUCAAAUGAAAGGCGAAACAAUAAAAAGAAAGUGUCCUAUACAAAGCAAGUUGACGUCGAGAUCGGUGGAAGCUACGUGGUGUUGUUCAAAGGCAGAAAAACUGAGGUGAAUGGUACAGGGAUAGAUGUGAGCAAAUCACGCUUCGAGAAAGGUGGUAUUUUACUGACAACAGUUGGACGUCGUUUUGUUAAGCUUAAGUCAGCUUCGUGCGGAGUGACAGUUCUUUGGGAUGGCAAACACUCCGUGGAGGUAACUGCUGAUAGGAGCAAAUACGGCGGAAAGUUGACUGGAAUCUGUGGAGACUGCAACGGAAAGCGGGACGAUUUCCGACUGGCCAACGGAACUAGUGUUUCUCGUUUAAAAGCCAAGGACAAAUACAGAGAGAUCGGGGACAGCUAUCGUGUGGUUGACGCCCAGAAUCCUUUAUCAGCGUGCGGUCCAACACCGGCGUUUUCCAGCUGCACAAAGACGCAGACUGCAAAAUAUAGCAAACCUGAAGCUUGUGGUCUGAUGUCGGACACUUCGGAUCAAAACCCGUUCGGGAAAUGCGUAGAAUGGAUGAAAAAGUCAGAGGAGCCGGACGGAAUCAAUCCGUUCUCAUCAUGUCUCAUUGAUGCCUGCAACAAUGACGGACCUGCACUCAAGAAGAUUGUGUGCUCAGCGCUCGAAGAAUUUGAGGAGCAAUGUGUAGAAAAUGGAUAUGCGCCGCCAGAGAAGAAUGAUUGGAGAAAUAUCACCUCAUGCUCGUUACCCGAGUCUCAAAAGUGCCAAGAAAACGAGGAGUACGUGGAAGAUGGAAGUGGAUGUCCUAACACUUGUCAGUCGCCGAAAUCAGAAGAUACCUGCACCGAUGUCGAUAUCGCCGGUUGCCAAUGCAAGAAAGGUUACGUCAGAGAGGGAGAUAAGUGUGUGCCGUACAGCGAGUGUGGAUGCAUGAUGCAAGGUCGCUAUUAUCCACAAGGAACCUCCAUUCUCUCCAAGAACUGCAAUGUAAAAAUGUCCUGCAAGUUGGUGGGCGGGACACCUGUAGCUGUCAAGGUCGGAAACAGUUGUGGCAAAGGAGAGACAUGCAAAUCCACCAAAGGAAUAGGCAGUUGUCGGAGGAAAGUUGUAGAAAAAUGCCAAAGAAAGCAAAGGCAAAUAUCCUGUGCCAGCAGAAUCAAAAACGGGAAGGCUGUUCCUUCCACCUGCAAACCGAAUAUUCCGCAGGAUGUAGAAAAUGUACAAAUUGGACUUGUCAAACAAAAUCCUGGCUCAAGUUCUUGCAAGAAGAACAAGUCUUUCAAAUUAAUAAAGAAGCAGAGAGCGUGGCAGGUGGAAGUAAGCAAGGGAUGUCGCGGAGUUUUCAAAGUCACUUAUCAAGAGAAGUUCUGCAACCUGAAAUGCGGUGCCAAUGCCUUUCCGAAAAGGAGAGGCCGCAAAUGUCGGUGUAAGAAAGGCUAUCGCGGAAACCCAAAGACAGGCUGCACAGCUGCCUGCGUGUGUCGUGCAUCCGGAGACCCACAUUACAAAACGUACGACGGGUCGAAAAUUCACUUCAUGGGCGUUUGCAAGUACACGCUGACCAAAACGACCGAGAAGACUCCAUGUGCUUUCAACAUCAUGGUAUCAAAUGAAAGGCGAAACAAUAAAAAGAAAGUGUCCUAUACAAAGCAAGUUGACGUCGAGAUCAGUGGAAGCUACGUGGUGUUGUUCAAAGGCAGAAAAACUGAGGUGAAUGGUACAGGGAUAGAUGUGAGCAAAUCACGCUUCGAGAAAGGUGGUAUUUUACUGACAACAGUUGGACGUCGUUUUGUUAAGCUUAAGUCAGCUUCGUGCGGAGUGACAGUUCUUUGGGAUGGCAAACACUCCGUGGAGGUAACUGCUGAUAGGAGCAAAUACGGCGGAAAGUUGACUGGAAUCUGUGGAGACUGCAACGGAAAGCGGGACGAUUUCCGACUGGCCAACGGAACUAGUGUUUCUCGUUUAAAAGCCAAGGACAAAUACAGAGAGAUCGGGGACAGCUAUCGUGUGGUUGACGCCCAGAAUCCUUUAUCAGCGUGCGGUCCAACACCGGCGUUUUCCAGCUGCACAAAGACGCAGACUGCAAAAUAUAGCAAACCUGAAGCUUGUGGUCUGAUGUCGGACACUUCGGAUCAAAACCCGUUCGGGAAAUGCGUAGAAUGGAUGAAAAAGUCAGAGGAGCCGGACGGAAUCAAUCCGUUCUCAUCAUGUCUCAUUGAUGCCUGCAACAAUGACGGACCUGCACUCAAGAAGAUUGUGUGCUCAGCGCUCGAAGAAUUUGAGGAGCAAUGUGUAGAAAAUGGAUAUGCGCCGCCAGAGAAGAAUGAUUGGAGAAAUAUCACCUCAUGCUCGUUACCCGAGUCUCAAAAGUGCCAAGAAAACGAGGAGUACGUGGAAGAUGGAAGUGGAUGUCCUAACACUUGUCAGUCGCCGAAAUCAGAAGAUACCUGCACCGAUGUCGAUAUCGCCGGUUGCCAAUGCAAGAAAGGUUACGUCAGAGAGGGAGAUAAGUGUGUGCCGUACAGCGAGUGUGGAUGCAUGAUGCAAGGUCGCUAUUAUCCACAAGGAACCUCCAUUCUCUCCAAGAACUGCAAUGUAAAAAUGUCCUGCAAGUUGGUGGGCGGGACACCUGUAGCUGUCAAGGUCGGAAACAGUUGUGGCAGAGGAGAGACAUGCAAAUCCACCAAAGGAAUAGGCAGUUGUCGGAGGAAAGUCUGCAACCUGAAAUGCGGUGCCAAUGCCUUUCCGAAAAGGAGAGGCCGCAAAUGUCGGUGUAAGAAAGGCUAUCGCGGAAACCCAAAGACAGGCUGCACAGCUGCCUGCGUGUGUCGUGCAUCCGGAGACCCACAUUACAAAACGUACGACGGGUCGAAAAUUCACUUCAUGGGCGUUUGCAAGUACACGCUGACCAAAACGACCGAGAAGACUCCAUGUGCUUUCAACAUCAUGGUAUCAAAUGAAAGGCGAAACAAUAAAAAGAAAGUGUCCUAUACAAAGCAAGUUGACGUCGAGAUCGGUGGAAGCUACGUGGUGUUGUUCAAAGGCAGAAAAACUGAGGUGAAUGGUACAGGGAUAGAUGUGAGCAAAUCACGCUUCGAGAAAGGUGGUAUUUUACUGACAACAGUUGGACGUCGUUUUGUUAAGCUUAAGUCAGCUUCGUGCGGAGUGACAGUUCUUUGGGAUGGCAAACACUCCGUGGAGGUAACUGCUGAUAGGAGCAAAUACGGCGGAAAGUUGACUGGAAUCUGUGGAGACUGCAACGGAAAGCGGGACGAUUUCCGACUGGCCAACGGAACUAGUGUUUCUCGUUUAAAAGCCAAGGACAAAUACAUAGAGAUCGGGGACAGCUAUCGUGUGGUUGACGCCCAGAAUCCUUUAUCAGCGUGCGGUCCAACACCGGCGUUUUCCAGCUGCACAAAGACGCAGACUGCAAAAUAUAGCAAACCUGAAGCUUGUGGUCUGAUGUCGGACACUUCGGAUCAAAACCCGUUCGGGAAAUGCGUAGAAUGGAUGAAAAAGUCAGAGGAGCCGGACGGAAUCAAUCCGUUCUCAUCAUGUCUCAUUGAUGCCUGCAACAAUGACGGACCUGCACUCAAGAAGAUUGUGUGCUCAGCGCUCGAAGAAUUUGAGGAGCAAUGUGUAGAAAAUGGAUAUGGGCCGCCAGAGAAGAAUGAUUGGAGAAAUAUCACCUCAUGCUCGUUACCCGAGUCUCAAAAGUGCCAAGAAAACGAGGAGUACGUGGAAGAUGGAAGUGGAUGUCCUAACACUUGUCAGUCGCCGAAAUCAGAAGAUACCUGCACCGAUGUCGAUAUCGCCGGUUGCCAAUGCAAGAAAGGUUACGUCAGAGAGGGAGAUAAGUGUGUGCCGUACAGCGAGUGUGGAUGCAUGAUGCAAGGUCGCUAUUAUCCACAAGGAACCUCCAUUCUCUCCAAGAACUGCAAUGUAAAAAUGUCCUGCAAGUUGGUGGGCGGGACACCUGUAGCUGUCAAGGUCGGAAACAGUUGUGGCAAAGGAGAGACAUGCAAAUCCACCAAAGGAAUAGGCAGUUGUCGGAGGAAAGGUAAAUCUUUCAAAUCACAUCUUAAGGCACAGAUUGAAGUGCAUGUGUGA
Molecule: messenger RNA, 20163 nt
Organism: Magallana angulata
Lineage: Eukaryota; Metazoa; Mollusca; Bivalvia; Ostreida; Ostreidae
Product: IgGFc-binding protein-like
Exons: 89
Coding region: 1-20163 (6720 amino acids)
Cellular component (GO): extracellular matrix
Source: RefSeq, a predicted model, not a curated record